This is a messenger RNA of Euleptes europaea (tarantolino), 1132 nucleotides long. RefSeq names its product zinc finger protein 346 (gene ZNF346). Lineage: Eukaryota; Metazoa; Chordata; Lepidosauria; Squamata; Sphaerodactylidae. The transcript has 7 exons. The record is from RefSeq and is a predicted model, not a curated record. The coding region runs from base 52 to 891 and encodes 279 amino acids. Gene Ontology annotation, molecular function: double-stranded RNA binding; zinc ion binding.
CGAAGCUCAGGGAGAAAGCGGGUGCCUUGGGGGCGGCGACGCUGGGACAAAAUGGCGGAGGAAGCGGGUAGCAACGGGGACGCUUUAGUUUUGCCGGUGGGAAAGGAGGCAGUGGAUCGACUGAUUAAAGAAAACAGCCAUAUCUUCACUGACACUCAGUGCAAAGUUUGUAGUGCAGUGCUGAUCUCUGAGUCACAGAAGCUUGCUCACUACCAGAGCAAGAAACAUGCAAACAAAGUUCGGCGGUACAUGUCUAUCCAUGGUGAGGAAGAACUCAGCCAAAGCAAGAAAAUAAAACUGGACACAAAGCAGGAUAGCAAUGGAGAAGACAGGAACAAAUGCUGUCCCAUCUGUAAUAUGACCUUUUCCUCACCUGUUGUGGCUAACUCCCACUACCUAGGCAAGACCCAUGCCAAGAAUGUGAAGCUGAAGCUGCAGUCUCCUAAAGCAGAAGCUGUAGAACCUGCUCAGAAACAACCCACGAUUGCACCCCCGACUACUGUGUCCUCUAACGAAGAGAACCAAAACACUUCUGACCCAGACAAAUUCUGCAGCCUCUGCCACGCCACGUUCAAUAACCCCCUGAUGGCAAAACAGCAUUAUGUAGGCAAGAAACACAAAAAGCAGGAGACCAAACUUAAGCUAAUGGCACACUAUGGGAGAACGCCUGAGGAACCUGCUGCUUCAACGGCUGGGAAGGGUUAUCCCUGCAAUACCUGCAACAUAGUACUGAACUCUAUAGAGCAAUACCAAGCUCACAUCAGCGGUUUCAAACACAAGAACCAGAUACCAGGAGCUGUACCCAUUACAGGACGAUACCAAAAGCAGCAGUACACACGCGAGGAGACAACAGGCCCUGAUGGCUACAGCUACUUUAGCCAAGACCUCUAGAGCAAGCUCCAUUGGAUUUGGAUUGCAAGUGGCCCAAAAGUGAACAUCUUUUAUCAGCCCACUAUGGUUUUGUUGUUCCUCUGGCUAAAUGAAGGCCUCCUGUCCUGCAGUGCACAGGUUUAGCUGAUUUCACAACUAACAAUUGGCUAAAGGAUCUAGAAGGGACAGAUUUACUAGUUGGCAUUUGCUCAGUCCUUUAGAAUAGUGUUCAUUGUGUAAUCUCUUGCAGUAAUGGCUGGGG